Molecule: messenger RNA, 3422 nt
Organism: Blepharisma stoltei
Lineage: Eukaryota; Ciliophora; Heterotrichea; Heterotrichida; Blepharismidae
Source: the annotation of a GenBank genome assembly
AUGUUGGGGAUAAGGUUUUUAAUCAAAACUUCAUCUCGAUCAUUUGCACAGAUGCAGGGGGUUAACAAAGCUAUAAUUGACAUGAAAUUUUUGAGUUCUAAAAAUUUCAAUUCAUUUCUAGACGGAAUAGAUAUACCAAGAGCAUCUCUUCCAAUGCUUGCUUACACACUUAAAAUUGCUAAAGAUGUUCCAAAAAAUAGUUUAAUAGAAGCAAUAGGCAAGCUAGAUCAAAUCAUAAGCGAAGUUGAAAAUAAUUUAAAUAAACUCGAAUCUCAAGGGGUACUCAAUUAUUGUGAAUGAAUUUCGGGCUCAGAUAAAUCAUUCAAUACUUAUUAUUUACCACGAAAUAAAAAGAAAAUAUUGAUUUCUCGCAUAAAUGAGCUUAUAUCUAGUCAUUCUUUUAGUCGAAAGCAAAUUUUAUGAAUUUAUGAAAAUGUAGUCCCUUUAGGAUUUUUUAUUGAAGAGAUUAAAAAUGAAAUUGAAAAAAUUGUUAAUGACUCAUCAUCAUUAACUUUGGAAGAAAUUUCACAAAUUUUUAUUGGAUAUGGCAAACACCUUUUUUCUUCUGAAAAGUUCAUGAGCAGAAUCCUUCAGCUUAGCAGCCAAGAAGAGCUUGAUAUGAAAUCUUUGGCAAAAAUUUUGCAUUCAUUAUCAAAAAUAGAUUUCAAAGAAAGCUUUAAAAUCUUUGCAAAAGCUAUAGAAAAAACUAUUCCAAGAUGAAAAGAUAAUGAUUUACUUUUAGUUCUUGAAUUUUAUAAGAAUCAUAAUCGCUUUGAUAGGGAUGCAUACUUUCAAGUAUUAGAGAGAGUUGAUAAACUGCUUGAAGAUGAACAGCCUAUUGAAUUUGUAAUUAAAUUGGCUUUUUUGUUGAAAGAAGAAUCAAAGAAUGCUAUUAUUAUCGAAAAAAUAAUUUCAAAAUGCUUUAAAAUAAUAAAUUCAAAAUUGUCUUGCAAAUUCAUAGGAGUAGAGAACUUAAAGGAAAUACUGGAUCUUCUGAAGCCAAUUGUUAAUUCCCAAACUGCCCAAUUAUUAGCAGAGCAAUUAAAGAACACAACUUCUUUGCCUGAUCAAAGUUUGGAGCUGUUUCAAAAAGCUAAGAAGAUAUUCAUCAAUAACAAAGGAAAACUUAUUCCCUUAACAGAUUUUAUCAUAGUCAAAAAACUUAUAUAUAUUGAUGGUACGAAAAUUAAAGAUUUUGAAAUUUCCUACAAAUUAGAUAUUUUGAGAACCAUUGAAAGUUUAAAAGCAUCCCAGCUGCAUGGUCUGGGAAAAAUUAAAGACGUUUUGAUAGAUGACCUAAAAGUAUGGCUUUCUUUAAGAAGAGCUAAUAUUUCAAAAUUUUGCCAAUUGAUAAGUUAUAAUGACUAUAGUUCGAAAUACUCUAAAGUUUUAAAACCAUUACAGCAUGAGGUUUAUAAUUCCUUAAAAACAUGAGAUUCAAGUAUUAAUAGAUUAUAUUUUUCAAUGUUAUUUUACGAAUCUGAUCCUGCGAAGUGGGAAGAUUUUUUUAUUGAAAAUAAAAAAUUAUUUUCAUCAGAAGAAGUUUGAAAAGCAAUAAGAUUUUAUAAGGGAUCUUUUAAAGCAAUAAUUUUUAUAUUGCAAGCUUAUAAAAAUAAUCUUUCAACAAGAUGAAUAGGUGAGUCGAUGAAAAGAAUUAUUGAAGUGCAUGAUGCAGAAGUGCUUAAUGACUUUGCCCAGAUUCUAAAUAGGAUGGAUCCUUAUUAUUUAUUAAAUGAGGAAUAUAUUUAUCGACAAAAUCAAUGCUUUUCACAUCUAUUAGCAAAUUCUGACUUCAGCAUAAUGGAAGAUUUAUUUGCUGGUGCAUCCAACUUGCUAACUUCCCCCUUCCGUGAGCGAACAAAAAAGAUUUUGUUCGCUCACGGAGGUGGGUUAACUUUUUUUUAUAUUUAAAAACAUUCCUAUUUGUAAUUGAGAAGCAAAAAUUAAUUAAAUUUGCAAAAUUUAUGUUUAAAUGCAAGUUGUUUAAAAUAAAACAACGAAUUAUUUAUCCAAAAAAAAUUUUGUUUGUACACAUGGUGGUUUUUUGGUCAAAAUAGGAUUUUUUCAAUGGUUUUAUUCGCAAAGGAGAAGGAAUAAAAGAUUCACCAAUUGAAACUAUUUUCAGUAAAAACAAUAUCAAAAUCUUAUCCCUUGCAGCAAUUUUAGGAAAACUAGAUGCAGAACUAGCUGAUCAAAUUGUCUCUAAUUAUGCUUAUAUGAAGGAAAAUGAUCGAUGGAGCAUAUUAGCGAUUUCUUCAAAAUGCUCUGAUAUGAAGCUAAGGGAAAGUCUUAUAAAAAAAAUUUUUAAUGAUAAAUUAGAUCCUCAAUUCAUUACCAGAGCAAUUGAUAAAUAUUGAUAUCAUCCAGAAACUAAAGAAAUUGAUAGAUUUAUUAGCAAUUUUUUAAAUAAAACCAUUCCAAAUUUAGAGCUAUCAGUUGGGAUUUUUUAUAUGAUAACGAUGCUUAGGAGGCUUUGAGAAGUGAAUAUAAAUCAGCAUUUAGAUCUUUUUAAGACGAUAUCAUCUCUAACAAAGGAAUUGAUUUUGCAAAAUAUUGGAUAUUUAAAAUUUAAAGACCUUGAAUUCAUGCUUAAUUUAGCCAAUAAGCAAAUGUUUGAGGGUUUAAAUUUUGGAUUUAUAAUAUCGAAAAAUAGCACCUAUUCUAAAUAUCAAAAUAAUGAAAACUCGAGAGAUAUGCUGAUUGAAAAAAUGAAAACUGUUGGGAUAUCUAGCAAAGAUGCUAUUUUAGCUGUUUGCAAUAAUGCAGAUAACUUUAGUUCAAGCUAUCUGGCAGGGACGAUUUCAUGUUUGGCAGAUUUAAGAUUUGAAAAGCAGAAAUGGGCAACAGAUAUGGCCCAAAAUCUCAUAGAUUAUGCUGAGAAUAAAGAAAUUAUAUUUCAAAAUGACUUAGAGCAUAUAAACUGGAUAUACGGGCUGAUUUCUUUUAACGCAGAUAAAUCAACUAUAAUGAGACAUAUAGAGAACAGCCAAUAUUUUGACUGUGAGCAGCCUACUUUCAAACACUUUUUACUUGCAAAUCAUAUUAGAAUGGACCCAGAUUUUAAAGGAGUAGAUAUUCUUGAUCAAAAAACUCGACAAUACUGGCGUGAGUUUGAUUAUUUCAACUAUUUUGGAAUUGAUACGUCGUUCAUCAAUCUUAUAAAAUCAGCAUUGAAUAAAAGCGAUUUUACUGUAAAAACUGAGUCAUUUAUAGAUGGGAUUUGAUUACCAUUUUACAUUCCAAAUAGAAAAAUAGUCUUGUGGCCUAAAACAAACUCUAUAUUUUUAUAUCAUUCAAAUAAUUUUAAAGGAGAAUUCAAUAUGCAUAGAAAUCAUAUACUUCGAAAAUUGAAUGAUGUGCUUAUCCUUAAUAGAGAAGACGUAAAUCAGAUAGAAAAAUUAAAGCAAUUUCUUAAUAUUUAA